UCAAAACCCCAUACUUUUUUGCACUCUUUUUUGUCUGCUAAAAAACCCUUCUCCAUCCCCGAUGGAUUCUUUCACUGAUUCUCUCAACUUUACCAUUUUUGGGCGCGUAGCUAUCCCCCUGAGCUCUCUUUUAGCAAAUUUUUUCCCUCAGGAACUAAGCUGAUUGAUCUGCAAUUUCACUCCCAAUUGGCUUAAUUAUGGCUUCGGCAUCACCGACAUCGAUUGAGCUCAAAUUUCUGAGCUAGAAGUUUUCUGGGUCUGUUUCUGUUUGGUUUAAUUUUUCUCUGAGUAAGCUUUUAGGGGUAGAAGAUCAGCAGAAGUGUAGGAAAUGAAAGUGCCCUGUUGUUCUGUGUGCCAAAAUCGGUACAACGAGGAAGAUAGACUACCGCUUUUACUUCACUGCGGCCAUGGUUUCUGUGCGGAUUGUAUGUUUCAGAUGUUCUCAACUUCGCCCGACUCGAGGCUGUCGUGUCCGAGAUGUCGCCACGUCUCGAUGGUCGGGAACUCCAUCCAAGCGCUGCGCAAGAACUUUGCGGUGCUUGCAUUGAUCCACUCCAGCUCGAAGACGGCGGUGGCAGCAUCGGAAUUCGACUGCGAUUACACGGAUGAUGAGGAUGAUGAUGAAACCGGUGAUGGUGAGGUGAAUGUCGAUGAGGAAUCGCUCUCUCGCCGCCGAGGUAGUCAUGCGUCGACAUCGGGAGGAUGCGGGCCGGUUAUUGAUGUGGGAGUACAUAAAGAUUUGAAGCUACUGCGACGGAUAUUGGGUGCUUGAGCAACUUGAGAGUUUGCGGCGGGCAUCGAUGUGGUGUAGGAAUGUUUGUACAUUUCAUGGGGCAAUGGAAAUGGAUGGCUCCUUGUAUCUAGUUAUGGAUAGGUGUUACGGGUCUGUUCAAUCUAAGAUGCAGCAAAACGAGGGGCGACUGACAUUGGAGCAAAUACUGAGGUAUGGUGCUGACGUUGCAAGAGGUGUAGCUGAACUGCAUGCUGCCGGUGUUGUAUGUAUGAAUAUAAAACCAUCAAACCUUCUCUUGGAUGCUAGUGGUCAUGCAGUGGUUUCUGAUUAUGGACUUGCUGCUAUACUAAAGAAGCCUCUGUGCUCAAAAGCUAGAUCAGAUUGUGAUUCAUCGAAGAUGCACUUGUGCAUGGAAUGCGCAAUGCUUAGUCCACACUACGUUGCUCCUGAAGCAUGGGAGCCUGUUAAGAAGUCGCUGAAUUUGUUCUGGGAUGAUGGGCUUGGUAUGUCUAUAGAGUCAGAUGCUUGGAGUUUUGCCUGUACGUUGGUGGAAAUGUGUACUGGUUCUAUCCCGUGGUCUAGUUUAUGCACAGAUGAAAUUUACCGAGCUGUUGUAAAGGCUAAGAAACUACCUCCACAAUAUGCAAGUAUUGUAGGUGCUGGCAUACCUAGGGAAUUGUGGAAAAUGAUCGGUGACUGCCUGCAGUUCAAGGCUUUGAAAAGGCCGACAUUCAACACAAUGCUAACAACAUUUUUUCGCAAUUUGCAAGAGAUUCCGCAAAGCCCUUAUGCAAGUCCUGAUAAUGACUUAGCUAAAUGCUCUGGACCCUCUAUCCCAGAAACUGAAACCUCUCUCACGUCUGAUUCAGAAGUUUUUCGUUAUAACUCCAGUCAUCUACACCGCCUUGUGUUUGAUGGAGACUUCAGUGGUGUUAGAGAUCUACUUAUAAAAGCUGCAUCGGGAAACUGUAGCAGCUCAAUCUCUGAACUGUUAGAAGCUCAAAAUGAUGAUGGUCAAACAGCUCUCCACUUGGCCUGUCAACGUGGUUUUUCUGAAAUUGUAGAGGCUAUUUUGGAGUUCAGGGAGGCUAAGGUUGACAUUUUGGAUAAAGAUGGAGAUACUCCGCUAGUGUUUGCUUUAGCUGCAGGAUCCCCAGAAUGUGUUCGGGUUCUCAUUGAAAGAGGUGCUGAUGUUAGUUCUAGGUUGAGGGACGGGUUCGGCCCAUCUGUUGCUCAUGUCUGUGCCUACCACGGCCAACCUGAUUGCAUGCGUGAGUUACUGUUGGCUGGAGCUGAUCCAAAUGUAGUUGAUGAUGAAGGUGAAUCAGUCCUGCACAGAGCAGUCACCAAAAAAUGUUCGGAUUGCGCUCUGGUCAUUUUGGAAAAUGGAGGAUGUAGAUCAAUGGCUUUAUUGAAUUCAAAAAAUCUUACACCCUUGCACAUAUGUGUGUCAGCCUGUAACGUCGCUGUUGUUAAAAGGUGGAUGGAAAUUGCAACUUGUGAAGAGAUUGCAGAGGCGGUUGAAAUACCAAGCCCGGCUGGAACUGCAUUGUGUAUGGCUGCUGCCCUGAAAAAAGAUCAUGAAAGUGAGGGAAGAAGUCUAGUAAAGCUAUUGCUUCAUGCUGGAGCAGAUCCAGCUGGUCAGGAUACCCAGCAUGGACGAACAGCUCUUCAUACUGCCGCUAUGGUUAAUGAUAUUGAAUUGGUCAAGAUUAUCCUUAAUGCGGGGGUUGAUGUCAACAUCUGCAAUGUGCACAAUACAAUACCCCUUCAUGUAGCCUUAGCCAGAGGAGCGAACUCGUGUGUUGGAUUGCUCCUGGCUUCUGGGGCAAAUUACAAUUUGCAGGAUGAUGAAGGCGACAAUGCGUUCCAUAUUGCAGCUGAUGCAGCCAAAAUGAUACGUGAAAAUCUUCAGUGGCUCAUUGUGAUGCUUAGGAACGCAGAUGCUGCUGUUGAAGUCAGAAAUCACAGUGGCAAGACAUUGCGUGAUUUCUUAGAGGCCCUUCCUCGGGAAUGGAUUUCUGAAGAACUGUUGGAGGCAUUGGUCCAUAGGAGCAUUCAUCUGUCACCUACAAUAUUCGAAAUUGGUGAUUGGAUAAAAUUCAAAAGAAUGAUUGCAACUCCUACUUAUGGUUGGCAAGGUGCAAAGCAUAAGAGCGUUGGUUUUGUGCAAAGCAUCCUGGACAAGGACAACCUAAUGGUCUCAUUUUGCUCUGGAGAAGUGCACGUGUUAGCAAAUGAAGUUAUAAAAGUCAUCCCGCUGGAUAGAGGACAGCAUGUCCAACUUAAAAAAGAUGUAAAAGAGCCCAGGUUUGGAUGGCGGGGACAAUCACAUGACAGCAUUGGCACUGUUUUAUGCGUAGAUGAUGAUGGGAUCCUCCGUGUUGGAUUUCCUGGAGCAUCCAGAGGAUGGAAAGCUGAUCCUGCGGAAAUGGAAAGAGUUCAAGAAUUUAAGGUUGGGGACUGGGUUCGCAUCCGUCCCACUCUCACAACAGCAAAGCAUGGGUUAGGAUCUGUAACACCAGGGAGCAUCGGUAUUGUUUACUGCAACAGACCUGAUGGUAGCCUAUUGUUGGAAUUAAGCUAUCUUCCAAAUCCAUGGCUUUGUGAACCAGAGGAGGUUGAACCUGUCAUUCCUUUUAGGAUUGGAGAUCAGGUGUGUGUUAAGCGCUCUGUUGCAGAACCUCGAUAUGCUUGGGGUGGUGAGACCCAUCAUAGCAUUGGAAGAAUUAGUGAAAUAGCGAGUGAUGGCCUCCUCAUUAUUGAUAUACCAAAUCGUCCAAUUCCUUGGCAAGCCGAUCCUUCUGACGUGGAAAAGGUGGAUGAUUUUAAGGUCGGUGACUGGGUUAGAGUGAAAGCUUCAGUGUCAUCUCCAAAAUAUGGGUGGGAGGAUAUCUCAAGGAACAGCAUUGGAGUUAUUCAUACGUUGAAGGAAGACGUCGAGAUGGGAAUUGCCUUCUGCUUCAGGAGCAAGCUUUUUUGUUGCUCAUUGACUGAUGUCGAGAAGGUGCCUCCUUUUGAAGUAGGUCAAGAAAUACAUAUAAUGUCUUCUGUCGCUCAACCACGUCUUGGAUGGUCAAAUGAAAGCCCUGCUACAGUUGGAAAAAUAGCUAGAGUUGACAUGGAUGGGGCAUUGAAUGUCAAGGUGGCUGGGAGACAGAGUUUGUGGAAAGUUUGUCCGGGGGAUGCAGAACAACUUUCAGGAUUUGAAGUCGGUGAUUGGGUACGUUCAAAGCGUAAUACUGGAAAUAGGCCUACUUAUGACUGGAAUAUUGCUGGAAGAGAUGGUUUUGCAGUGGUGCAUAGUGUACAGGAAAGUUUGUUCCUUGAGUUAGCUUGCUGUACUCGUAGAACCAGGUGGCUUGCUCAUGCUUCAGAUGUUGAGAAGGUUCCGUGCUACAAAGUUGGGCAGUAUGUUCGAUUUCGCCCUGGAAUGUCUGAGCCAAUGUGGGGUUGGAGAGGGGCUCAAUCUGAUUCACGGGGUAUAAUAACUAGUGUGCAUUCUGAUGGUGAAGUUAGGGUCGUAUUCUUCGGUGUCCCCGGGCUGUGGAGGGGCGAUCCUGCAGAUCUCGAGAUAGAAGAAAUGUUUGAGGCAGGAGAGUGGGUUAGAGUGAGAGAGAAGACCGACAAAUGGAAAUCAAUUGGACCUGGAAGUAUUGGGGUGGUGCAAGGAUUAAGUUUUGAAGGGGAUGAAUGGAAUGGAAGAGUUUGUGUGCUGUUCUGUGGUGAGCAAGAAAGUUGGGUUGGCCCUAUUACCCAAUUAGACAGGGUGGAUCGGUUAAUGGUCGGACAGAAGGUUCGGGUUAAAUCAUCCAUAAGUCAACCGAGAUUCGGUUGGUCAGUCCACAAUCGUUCAAGUGUUGGAAUGAUAUCGGCUAUUGAUGCUGAUGGAAAGCUCAAGAUAUAUACUGCGGCUGGGUCUAAAGCUUGGAUGCUAGAUCCAGCUGAAGUAGAGCUAGUACAAGAUGAGGAAUUUCAUGUCAGAGACUGGGUUCGGGUCAAGGCAUCUGUUUCGACACCGACCUAUCAAUGGGGCGAGGUGACUCAUUCGAGCAUCGGGGUGGUUCAUCGCGAGGAAAAUGGAGAACUUUUCGUUGCAUUCUGCUUCAUGGAGAAGAAGCUGUGGGUUUGCAAGGCAUGGGAAAUGGAACGGGUGAGGCCAUUCAAGAUCGGAGACAAAGUGAGGAUUAGAGAAGGGCUUGUCAAACCUCGUUGGGAAUGGGGAAUGGAGACUCAUGCAAGCAAGGGCCAAGUGGUCGGAGUCGACGCAAAUGGGAAGUUGCAGAUUAAGUUUCGAUGGAGAGAGGGCAGACUGUGGAUCGGAGAUCCUGCUGACGUUGUUCUUGACGAUAACUAACACGACGAGGAUCCUUUGCCAUACCCUCCACAUCUAAGUUGGCUCAUGAGCCUAAUGGCUUCAACUCCUCCCAUUAGCUCCAUUUUCGCUGCAAAACCGAAACUGUUACCACCAUCACCACACUAGGCUAACAAAACAUCCUGGUUAUGAAUGUAAGUUGCACGGUACCGCAUGUCGUUAAUAGGGCAGGAUGUACAGUGGGUAAAUGGAGGAGUCCGAAGGGAUGGACUUUGUAAUCGUAGGAAACACAAGGAGAGCUAUGCUGCAGAUCUACCCUUGUUUAGUAAACGAUAUUUAUAGCAUCAGAUAACCUUACGAGUUUCGGAUAUAUAUAUAUAUGUAUGUAUGUAUAACACACGAUUAUUAUGAGUAUUGUACAAAUAAUAUAUUUAGUUAUAAAAAUUCUGAACAUUAA
Momordica charantia (bitter melon) is the source of this 5505-nucleotide messenger RNA. RefSeq names its product E3 ubiquitin-protein ligase KEG. Gene Ontology annotation, biological process: protein ubiquitination; protein phosphorylation; defense response. Gene Ontology annotation, cellular component: early endosome; trans-Golgi network. The record is from RefSeq and is a predicted model, not a curated record. Gene Ontology annotation, molecular function: ubiquitin-protein transferase activity; protein binding; ATP binding. NCBI's taxonomy places the organism in Eukaryota, Viridiplantae, Streptophyta, Magnoliopsida, Cucurbitales, Cucurbitaceae.